Messenger RNA from Aspergillus novofumigatus IBT 16806, 582 nucleotides. Its product is annotated as cupin domain-containing protein. The transcript is spliced from 2 exons. The coding region runs from base 55 to 582 and encodes 175 amino acids. NCBI's taxonomy places the organism in Eukaryota, Fungi, Ascomycota, Eurotiomycetes, Eurotiales, Aspergillaceae. The record is from RefSeq and is a predicted model, not a curated record.
ACCAAUUCCAUCCUCUCAUCCGUGGGAAAAAUUGACAACCACCUCCAAGCCAUCAUGUCUACAAACCCAGGCCAAGUCUCCCCCCUUGCGGGAAUAACCCGCUACAUCACCACCCACAACCCCUCCGGACAAGCCAUCAUCCACUCGGAGCAGCCCACCGACAUCAAAACUCACGAGCAACUCAUGCAGAAGAAUGCACUGGGCCUGGUGAACCCUGGCGGGACGGUGUGUCGGUUUGUCGAUUUCGGGCCCGGUGGAGAGCCGUUCAUGCAUCGCACGCAGAGCCUGGACUACGGGAUUGUGCUGCAGGGGGAGAUUGAGAUGAUUCUGGAUUCUGGGGAGAAGAGGAUGUUGAAGCCGGGGGACAUUGCUGUGCAGCGGGGAACGAAGCAUGCGUGGAGGAAUCCGAGUGAGGUGGAGUGGUCGCGGAUGGUCUUUAUAUUGCAGGACAUUCAGCCGAUAGUGAUCGGGGGGUUGUGCUUGGGGAGGAUAUCGGUGGGUCGGGGGAGAUCAAGCCUAGUCAAGGUGAUUGACCGGUGUGUCAUGUCUUUUUCUAGAUAUAAUCUGAGAUAUAGUACAUGA